This is a messenger RNA of Fusarium redolens, 779 nucleotides long. RefSeq names its product transcription initiation factor TFIID 23-30kDa subunit-domain-containing protein. Gene Ontology annotation, cellular component: transcription factor TFIID complex; nucleus; SAGA complex. Bases 84 to 650 code for a protein of 188 amino acids. The transcript has 2 exons. The record is from RefSeq and is a predicted model, not a curated record. Lineage: Eukaryota; Fungi; Ascomycota; Sordariomycetes; Hypocreales; Nectriaceae. Gene Ontology annotation, biological process: transcription initiation at RNA polymerase II promoter. Gene Ontology annotation, molecular function: RNA polymerase II general transcription initiation factor activity; promoter-specific chromatin binding.
GUAUCUCUUAACGCGUCGACCAUCAAUCACUUUGACUUCAACUUCAACAUCUUAAACCACAUCGCAUCACCAAAUCCUUCAGUAUGGCUAGUGAUGCGCCUGAAAAGCCAGAGCAGACCCCUCCUGCGCCAGAGGCUCCUGCUGAUGAAGCGACCGCUCCAGCGAUCUCCGAUCCUCGAUUACCAACUCACAAGGAUGUCUCUCUACGAGAGUUCUUGAACAAGAUGGACGACUAUGCGCCAAUUAUUCCCGACGCAGUCACACACUACUACAUGACCAAAGCCGGUCUUCCACCACCUCCCCAGACCGAUCCACGCCUCGCGCGACUCCUCGCCCUGGCAACCCAAAAGUUCAUCGCGGACAUCGCCGCAGAUGCAUACCAGUACAGCAGAAUCCGCGCAUCGUCAAAUACCAACAAUCCCAUGGGCUCUCUCGGCGCAGCUGCUGGAUUCCCUAUACCCGGCCAGCCAACUGGACAGCCAGGAAGUAAGGACCAGGCCAAGGGCGCACCGCUGGGUAUCCAGCGACCAGGCUACGGAGGCGGUGGACAAGGCGGGAGCCAGAACAGGACUGUUCUGACCAUGGAGGAUCUUGGUAUGGCUGUUGGAGAGUACGGUGUCAACGUCAAGCGUAGCGAGUUCUACCGCUGAGUACGUAUUUGGUUACAUGACUGCAAGGCGUUACGGUUCGGCGUUCACGGAAGGAUAUGGAUCCGUACAUGAUAUCAACAUGAAAACCAGGAAACUCAUAGCUGGUUGCAAUAGAUCGCCUUCAUAUGC